This is a messenger RNA of Cebus imitator (Panamanian white-faced capuchin), 4614 nucleotides long. RefSeq names its product sodium/potassium transporting ATPase interacting 3 (gene NKAIN3). NCBI's taxonomy places the organism in Eukaryota, Metazoa, Chordata, Mammalia, Primates, Cebidae. The transcript has 7 exons. The record is from RefSeq and is a predicted model, not a curated record. Bases 429 to 1085 code for a protein of 218 amino acids. Gene Ontology annotation, biological process: regulation of sodium ion transport.
CUUUCAUUCUUCCCCUCCCACAACACACACACACACACACACCCGGACCCAGACAGCCCACUCCACUUUCCAGACGCCCACCUCCUACAUACUCCCCUCCCCUAAACAGACAUUCACCCACUCACCAUCUGUAGCCUCCUUCCGCCCCCCGCCCCGCUCCCCCUCCCCAAGAAGCAGACCUGCACAGUGGGACGCAGGGACCCCCGCCAGACGCUCGGGCAGUGCGCGCCGCACCGACCUCCGCCCGCCCCGCCGGGAAACUAACAAAGACUGCGGGCUCUAACCCCGAGCCCAGGAGCCGCGAGCGGCGGCCGCGGGGCCGGGGAGCCUGGGCUGGGCCAGGCGAGGACUACUCCGGAGUCAGGAGGCAGCAGCUGCGGAAGACGCGGAUCCCUGGCCCUCAGAGCCGCUCGGACGCCGCCUGCACCAUGGGCUGCUGCACCGGGCGCUGCUCGCUCAUCUGCCUCUGCGCGCUGCAGUUGCUCUCAGCAUUAGAGAGGCAGAUCUUUGAUUUCCUUGGUUUCCAGUGGGCGCCUAUUCUUGGAAAUUUUCUACACAUAAUAGUUGUCAUAUUGGGUUUGUUUGGAACCAUACAGUACAGACCUCGAUACAUCAUGGUGUAUACAGUGUGGACUGCCCUCUGGGUCACCUGGAAUGUGUUCAUUAUCUGCUUUUAUUUGGAAGUCGGUGGACUUUCUAAGGACACCGAUCUAAUGACAUUCAAUAUCUCUGUCCAUCGGUCAUGGUGGAGAGAACAUGGGCCUGGCUGUGUCAGAAGAGUGCUGCCUCCCUCAGCCCAUGGCAUGAUGGACGAUUACACGUACGUCUCUGUCACAGGCUGCAUCAUUGACUUCCAGUACCUGGAGGUCAUCCACAGUGCCGUCCAAAUACUACUCUCUUUGGUGGGUUUUGUGUAUGCCUGUUAUGUGAUCAGUAUUUCCAUGGAAGAAGAAGACACAUUUGAUUUCAUAGGUGGACUUGAUACCCACUCCUACUACCAGGAUCAUGUUGAGUUAAAGCCUGUUAAACCAGUCGAAAUAAGUAAUGACAUUGAACCAGAAAUGCGGCUGCUGAACUUGACUUAGGGAGCAAAGCACCACUGACUGACUGCGAGCCUCGGUGGAUCCAACCUGCCUCACGUUCCUUCCACAGGCUGAACUGUGCUUCCCAGCUUUCCCACGAAUCAUGGAGUUCUUCGGUCAUAGCCUUUGUAUUAUUAGCAUUGUUCUCUAGAUGAGUUUUAGGUACUUGGGUGGGUAUUUUUUUAGUCAUUUUCUUCUUAUAUGAACACUUGCAAAUUGCAAAAAAAAAAAAAAAAAAGAAAAGAAAAAGUAAAAACAAUUUGGUUUUAAAUUUUUAGCAAUAUUUAAUAUGAGGCAUGCAAAAUGAAAAAGCAAAUUUCUGAAAAUCUUCUUUCUACAGUCAAUUCUAAGAGAAAUCUCAGUGUGUGUCAUGGAGAUGUUAAAUCAGCACUGCUGGCUGUUGAAGUUAUUCUAGGCCUGAUGAAUUUGUUUUAGCAGACAUUACCUGUGGUUAUCAGCCACCAAGGUAGACCCUGUAACAACUGAUAAAUGGGUACAAGUAAUGGAUCUAGCUUUCAGAUUGAAUAUUGAUCAUUUUUUUAACACCACACACCAAAACAUGAAGUCCUCCUUUGCUCUUCACUUCUUAAAACCCAGAACAAUAUUACAGCAAUCUAAAUUUUCAAAUUCUUGCAUAUCUUGUUCUUCCUAUAUUCUGAAAAACAAUAUAUAUGUAUACACACAUACAUAUACAUGCAUAUUGUGGGCACAUGGAAAAGCAGGAUUAAUAGAACCCCUUUCUCCUUUGGAGGGAAUGUGGUUGUCUCUGAGGUUCAUAUUUUCUACUCAUUAUUCCACUCCUGACACUGGUGUCAGACCUAAACAUACAGCUCAUGGGCUUGUGGAACAGAAAUCACAACCAUAGACCUCCAGUCAAGAACUUUGCUCUUGGGAUAUUCAAAACAAGCAUUAAAAUGCUGCGGCAUGCUCUAUCAAUACUUCUAAAGGAGACAUUUAUGUUUGAGCAAACAUUAGCCUUUCUUUCUCCUACCCCAGCCCAAUAACCAAGAAAAUGAUAUAGGAAGGACUAUCUUGAAAAUGCAUCACAGUUGUGUUUUUUUAAUUGGCAUAAAAUUUAUAUACAUAUGGUAAAAUUCACAAAUAUUGAUGGUACAAUUUGAUUAGCUUUGAUUACACACUCAUGUAACCAAAGCCUCAAUCAAAAUGCAGAACAUUUCUGUCAGUUUAGAAAAUUCCCUUAUGCCCUCUUUCAGGCAAUGCCUACAUUCUUAUAGACAACCACUGUGCUAAUUUUCAUCAUCACUGAUAAUUUUGUCUGUUCUCAAUAUACAAUAUAUACUCUUUUCACAUCGCUUUUGCUCACACUUCUCAAUCACCACUUUUUAAAUGAAAAUAAGUUUUGCUCACUUUGUGUAACAACCACAGUGAAGCUCCCUAUGGGCCAGAAAGUUGUGUAUACGUGGUUAUUAACUCAGUCCGUGCAUCUAUAAGAAGUCAGUCUAUAAACCAUCUGAAACUGUUACAAAUGUUUGUAUGUGUGUAAAAGUCUUUUUUUUCUUGUUCUUCUUUUGGAGGCUAUAGGUUUCAUGAGACUCUUUUAAAAAUCAGAGCUUAAUGUGGCAAAGUUUGCCUUCAUUCCUCCAAGCUCAUGACAACCACAGUGAGCCAUUUGGAGGCCUAAUUUACUCCUUAGCCUCCAGAUUAUAUCCCUUUAAUCUGUUAGUACCCACAAACUCCUGUCACUCAUUCUACUUAAUAAAUCCAAAUUCAAAAUGAAGAAAAGCUGGCAGGGCCCUUGAAGAUGGUAGAAUCCAAGCCACCAUUCUGCAGAUGAGGGGGCUGAAGCCUAGGGGAUUUGGUGAACUUGUCCAGCGCCUAUAUCUGUACACAGGAGCAAAAGCCAUGGCCAAUGGACAGAGAACACGGGAGCCAAAGUUGGGGUUUCGGUGCCAUCCAUCACUGUGUUCUUGGACAGUGUUUGACAUCUCUGCACUGGAGUUUUCCUAAUCUAUGAAGUGGAACUAUGAUCCCUACCUCCCAAAGGUCAGGUGAGAAUUUAACAGAAAAUGUAAAUAAAAAUUUCAGCACAUAGUGAAGCACUCCACAAUCAAAGGAGGUGAUUAUUAUUAAUAAAGUCAAAUCACUCCUCUGUACCCUGUCUGCAGCUCCUGCUUUCCACUCAAGCACUGUGAAGAGCCCACGGAAACAACUAACUCUUCUGUUUCCUAAAAAGCAGCUGGGAAAAAUGUUGCCCAAGUUUAAAUAAUUUGAAAUAAACUAAAAAGUGCUUUAUUUAAAAAUAACUUUUAUUCAAAUUUCAUAAUGCUAAUAAUUAUUGUUAGUAUUGUUAUGAUUAUUGAAAAAGCUGAUAAAACAUCAAAACUGUAGAGAAUCAGUAAAACAGAAGGAUAAAAGAAGUAUUGACAUAUUUUUAAGCUGUCACUUAAUUACCCUCACACAUACACACACAAAAAAAACAUGGUUAACAUUUCACAAAACAGUACCGUACUAAACUUUGUUUCUAUUUUGUCUUUAGAUGAAUUUGUACGUACUUCUAGUAGACACUGCAGAGUCCUUAACUUUGUCUAAGUGCAGAUAACAGCUUUGAGGAGAAAAUUCUUACAUUAGUGAUCUGUCUAUGAAUAUUCAAUAUAGGCAACUAUUGAUAUGGUAUAUAUGUUUUCAUUUUUCAUCUUUCUUUACUUAAAUAUGAAGUUAUAACUCUUUCAGUCCCCAACCACAGCAAUCCAUAAAGAUAAUCCUAGCGUUCUGGAAAAUUUGCCACUCAUUAGAAACAAGUUAGAUUGAUCUCCCACCUCUUCUCUCUUUUCUUCUCCCUGCCCCUCAUCUUCUGGGCUACUCUUUGGGGGAUAUGCUUCUGUAAGACAAAAGGAAAAAAAGAAGUGCAGAGUUGUACAGUAAUACUCAGCAGUUACCCGUUAAUCUGGGUAACUCCAGUGCAGUACUAUCCCAGUUAUUGCUCCAUGGAAAUGAAUGCUUGCAGUUCUUGCUUUUGCCUCCAGUCUUAGGGAAUGCACUCUGCAUUGUGCAUAUCCAGUAGGGUUUUCAGCAAAGACAUGGUCACUACAUGCACUGUAUGUUCUUACCAAACCUCAGCUUCUCCCAGAUGCAAUUGUGUGUCUGGUAAGAGUAAGGGAAAAUGAAUGCAUCCCUUAGCCUGUACUCAUUGGCCAGAAUCUUCACUAUCUUAAGAGAUGAUGCAGCUCUAGAUUCAAGAGCUCUCCUCAGAAGUGGCCCUGGCAAAACUGAAGAUAGGACAUCCACUGCUCUUUAGCAUCUAGUGCUGACUGGAAUGGAGAGGUGAACAUUUAAAGCCAGUGUUUUUCCUCUUGCAGCCACGUUAGCACUGAGUCUUGUAAACUUUGGCCAGCCCUUCCGCAGGCCAUGCCUUCUAUCUUGUGUGAAUGAUGCACUUUCUCAAGUGUCUUCUGCUGACCUUGUGCAGCACUGCAGGAAACUGGGAUGCUUUCCAGCUUGGCUUUUCUUUAUUUGAGCUUCUGGUCAUGUUUCAAAGCCAGCAAUAUCUAAGCAGGGGAGUUACAAGGAGGGU